Molecule: messenger RNA, 2474 nt
Organism: Colletotrichum phormii
Lineage: Eukaryota; Fungi; Ascomycota; Sordariomycetes; Glomerellales; Glomerellaceae
Exons: 2
Coding region: 140-2164 (674 amino acids)
Molecular function (GO): protein binding
Source: RefSeq, a predicted model, not a curated record
GCGCCGGAAGUCUCCUACCUGUCCACCCCCUCUUCGAGCUGCCUUGCUUACAAACCCCAGGUUGCCUGACGAACCUGUAGCAUCUAAUUCUUCACCCUAUCACAACAACUCUUCGACCGAAUGCUCAAGAGACGGGUUUAUGGCAGCCGUCAAAUUUGCGAGGAUGCAAAGGCUGCCUAUCGAGAUCAUGACUUAUAUCGCAAAUUCUCUGAAUCUACAUGACAUUUUCAACCUAAGUCUCGCUUGCAGACAGUUCAGGUACCUUGUGGACAACGAUGACAUUUGCCGGGCUGCCUUGGAGACUCACGCGCCGUACUCAGCUGAGUUCCAAGCUGCCCGCUCCUCGAAGCAGUAUGCUCGCUGCUUGCGACAACUGGUCAAGCUUCGGGACGCUAUCGCCACUGCCAAGCCAUACACCACAGCUCUUGUCGCUCAGGCUGUCGACUUCAUCUAUUGCAACGGCACACUUUGUUAUACGGAAGGUUACGAGGUGCUGCGUCUCCUCAAUUUGCACGCUUCAUCGGACAAAGAGAAUAUCAUUGAUACUCGGAUGCUGCUACAAUCUGUACCGGGCGCGAACCUCGCCAGCAGCAAAUACAAAUUUCGCCCGAUCCACUUCGCCCAUGGAGUUUUGUCUUGUCUUUACAGCCCACCUAAGACCGAAGGUCGAAGUCGCCUCGUUAUAAUCAACGUGGAGCAGAGGACGCUUCUCACAGCCCAACGUCUCGAGUCAACCUCUAAGCUAUUUGUGCGCAACAAUCAAGAUUACCUUUACUACGGCACUCACUCGGUAACUGGGGAUGAUGGCUUUAAGCGAUGGGUUCUACGACGAUUUGAUAUACGAACCAAGCAAUGGAUUCCGGGUCACCUGGAUCUCGAGGACCUAGCUGGGUCAGACAUCGGAGCUACCGUUUGCUUCGAAAUCAUCGACGAUUAUUUUUAUGGGUUGUCUAGCCUGGCCAGUUUCGAAGUAUACGAGACUGAUUCGCUGUCGUAUUAUUACGGGUUUCGGUUGCCAGUCGGCAGUACCCAGCCCGGAGACAUGCAACUGGCGUCGAAAGAUUCCAUGCUGAGACGAGAUCACAAAGACGGGCCGAUAGACGAUCGAUGGAGUACAUUGCAGCUUGCGAAAGACUUGGUCACCGGGAAUGUCAUGGUGUCAGAAUGCCGAAGGGAAUGGCUCGUAAACGAAUCGUCCAGCGCGAGAGCAGCCUACCGGAAGGAGGUCAUUUUUGCGGCCCCUCCCGUGGACCCUGGCGAAGAAGACGCCGAAGCUGACACCAACCGAACCACACAUAUAUCAACCCCGCGCUGCCCAUCUACUAAGCUAGUCUCAUUGGAGAAGCAAGGGGACAAACCCUACGUUCACAGGGGUGAUGAUGGCUCAACAUCGCCGACUAUAACCCUGAGCCAAUGUUUUAUACGUUCAUAUAAUCAGUCUUGCGAAACAUUCAUCGACUUGGUAAACGAUCCUGUCGCUGCCGAAUCGAUGACGCAAAGACCGCAAAUACGUUCAAUUUCUCGUUUCCCUCAAAGCGGAACCGGCCGGGUCCCGAAGGAAUCACCCGCUGACAGUUCUGCUCAGGUCUCCCACCAGACCCAUGGACCUAACGAGAUUUCAUGGUGGCUACCAGAGGUCGAAGUGAGCCAACGAAAUGUGCACCUUGACACAUUGGAUAACAUACUCCGACCUCAAGGCCAGAGUACAUACGGUAACAUCUCAGGGGUUAUGGACGAGCGCUCUUUGGUAUACGCCGUUGGGCAAAAGGGUUCUCAAACCAGACGGCCUUUGGUCUUCAUCUGUUUUGACCCUUCCGUCAAACUCAUCGGACUCACCCGGUGGCCUGGCGGCCCAACAAGACCGCCUUGCACCUACGCAACCACAGAAAGCGACGAUGCGAAAGAUCCAGGGCCCUAUCCUACGUCGAAGUCUCUGACGGUGUCUGCUCCCGGUUCGAGAAACUCUUCUUUCAGUGAGGGGUUCAUUCCUGGUCCGUCACAAACAUCCGCCAACGUGGAGACAGACAUCGGCAGGUCAGACGCGCCUUCCUGGAUAAGAAGAGCCUCGGCCGCUUAUCUGCAAAGCAUCUACAGCCUUGGGAAACCUGUUGGUUUCAACUUUGCGUUUAGCAAGGAUCAUUCGGUCCCGUGCCGGUGUUGCUGAUGGGAGCCUGCCGCUGGCAGCUCUAUCAAACGUUCUAGACGUCUUACUGGCAUCCCACGGCGGCAAGAUCUCAUGUUGGUACUUUCCUAAUAGGGCUACCAAGAUGACGAUUCCGUGCAGACAUCUGUAUUUUGCUCCAUUUAAAGACGCGAAAGGGCAUGGGACGGAGGGCUUCGGACGAUGACAACUGCACCUACGCUCUCUUCUAUCGUUAGUCAAUGCAGGUAGCCCGCUCGACCUUUCCAGUAGCGUCCGCCUGAAUCUUUGCUUUUGUAAUUGGACAGGGGGAUGUCAUGUCGGUUCCGGGUCG